Messenger RNA from Eremothecium cymbalariae DBVPG#7215, 1566 nucleotides. RefSeq names its product IMP dehydrogenase IMD3 (gene IMD3). Gene Ontology annotation, biological process: GTP biosynthetic process. Bases 1 to 1566 code for a protein of 521 amino acids. The record is from RefSeq and is a predicted model, not a curated record. Lineage: Eukaryota; Fungi; Ascomycota; Saccharomycetes; Saccharomycetales; Saccharomycetaceae. Gene Ontology annotation, cellular component: cytoplasm. The transcript is spliced from 2 exons. Gene Ontology annotation, molecular function: IMP dehydrogenase activity.
AUGCCUUAUAGAGAUCCAAAGACCGCUUUAGAAUAUGCAAAUACUCUUGAAAAAGAUGGUCUGUCAGCUGCUCAAUUGAUGGAUUCUAAUUCUCGUGGUGGCUUGACGUAUAAUGAUUUUUUGGUAUUGCCUGGGAAAAUUGAUUUCCCAUCUUCUGAGGUGACACUAACUUCGAAGUUGACAAAGAAUAUUACUUUAAAUGCUCCAUUUGUUUCUUCCCCUAUGGAUACUGUUACAGAAGCAGAUAUGGCUAUUUACAUGGCUUUGCUGGGCGGUAUUGGUAUUAUUCACCACAAUUGUUCUGCAGAUGAACAAGCGAAGAUGGUUAGAAAGGUUAAGAAAUUCGAAAAUGGCUUUAUUAACUCUCCGGUUGUGGUUUCUCCCGAAAUGACUGUUGAGCAGCUAAAAGCUAUGAGACUCCGGUAUGGAUUUUCUGGGUUUCCAGUUACAGAAAACGGUAAAGUUAACGGCAAGCUUUGCGGUAUUAUUACUUCUCGUGAUAUUCAAUUUGUUGAGGAUAACGCACUAUUAGUCUCUGACCUCAUGACUACUAAGGUUAUCACUGGCCAGAAGGGCAUUAGUUUGGAAGAAGGUAACCAAAUUUUGAAAAACACCAAGAAGGGUAAGUUGCCAAUCAUUGACGAACAAGGUAAUUUGAUAUCAAUGUUAUCUAGAACAGAUUUGAUGAAGAAUCAGUCUUAUCCACUUGCUUCCAAAUCUGCCACUACUAAGCAGUUGUUAUGUGGUGCAGCUAUCGGUACUAUUGAAGCUGAUAGACUAAGAUUGAAUAAGUUGGUUGAGGCUGGUCUAGAUGUUGUUGUGUUGGAUUCUUCUCAAGGUAAUUCCAUUUUUCAAUUAGACAUGAUUAAGUGGAUUAAAGAAACUCAUCCUAGUUUGGAUGUUAUCGCUGGCAAUGUAGUGACUCGAGAACAAGCCGCUAGUUUGAUUCAAGCUGGUGCAGAUGGAUUAAGGAUUGGUAUGGGUUCUGGCUCCAUUUGUAUCACGCAAGAGGUGAUGGCUUGUGGUAGACCGCAGGGUACUGCUGUUUACAACGUUACAAAGUUCGCAAAUCAAUUUGGUGUCCCAUGUAUCGCUGAUGGUGGUGUCCAGAAUGUAGGUCAUAUAACUAAAGCCAUUGCAUUGGGUGCCUCUACAGUAAUGAUGGGCGGUAUGUUGGCCGGUACUACUGAAUCUCCUGGAGAAUACUUCUACAGAGAUGGGGAAAGAUUGAAAACUUACAGAGGUAUGGGGUCCAUUGAGGCAAUGCAAAAGACCGAUGUUAAGGGUAAUGCUGCUACCUCUCGUUAUUUUUCUGAAUCUGACAAAGUUUUGGUUGCUCAAGGUGUUGCUGGGUCUGUGGUUGACAAAGGCUCGAUUAAGAAAUAUAUUCCAUACUUAUUUAAUGGUUUACAGCACUCUUGUCAGGACAUUGGUGUGAAAUCCUUAAUGGAGCUGAGAGAAAAGGUCGAUUCCGCUGAUGUAAGGUUUGAGUUUAGAACUCCUUCAGCUCAAUUAGAAGGUGGAGUUCACAACUUAUUUUCCUAUGAGAAGCGACUAUACAAUUGA